Molecule: messenger RNA, 602 nt
Organism: Cuscuta europaea
Lineage: Eukaryota; Viridiplantae; Streptophyta; Magnoliopsida; Solanales; Convolvulaceae
Source: the annotation of a GenBank genome assembly
UGGGAGGCCAAUCAAUAUGAGGGUGGGACCUUUGCCAUAUGAUUUGGUGAGAAAUGCCAAAAUGGCAUCCUCAAUCACCCCACAUCCCAUAUGCUCGGCUCAAUCAUCCAAGGAAGGGAGAGAAGCUCUGCAAAAACUCCAUUUUCAUCCAUCAUACACGCACCAAGUUGAGGGAGGAAGAAGAAAGGAAAAAGAGAAGAGAAAAGAGGAGUUUAGGUGGGAAAACUUGUGUUUAAAAAGGUAUUCAAGGAACUUUCACGGAGUUGAAAAGGUCGCCGGAGUUGUCGCCGGAGUUCGUUGAAGUUCGCCGGAGUUUCGUCGGAGCUAAAUCGGGAAGGCUAGAACUUCAUAAGCUUCAUUAAGGUUGAGGCUAGAGUCCUACUACCUGCACCUUUGCCUAGGGUGACUGAUCGAGAAGGAAGAUGUGGUUCGUGCUUCCAUUCUUAUUUCAAAUGUAUAAACCGCUCAUGGAUUUUUGAACAAUAUUUUCAUUAAAACGGUUGGGGGCCUGCGUGCCCGUGUUUGCCACGUGUGGCUAAGUAUCAAACAUUUUAUUAUUCCGCAUUUGUUUGAUUAUGAUAUUGAUGUUGAUUGUAUGUGUU